GUUGUAUAUAGAACACAUGCAUACCGCAUACAGUUAGAAGGGGGCUUAAGGACUGCCAUCGAAUGUGCAGUGAUGUGUACACAAUCGCAUCACUGGAUAAAUACAAACAUUUAUUUGCCUAGACGAGAAAAGACUCCCCGUUCUUAAGUAUGUCCUUGAAAGUGCGACCUUUGUGGACGAAAAAGCGAAAUACGACUGUUGCUGCUCGUGGAUGGACACUGAUGUAAACGAUGCUGCGGCCUCUAGCUGGCUCAUAUUACGUCUGCGUAUGCGAAAUUGAAGGCCGCGUGUGACCCUGUUACAGCAUCCUUGUAAAGGGAUAUGUUUUUGUUUUAACGGUUACAUUUACCAUUUCCUACCCGAUUAUGGUUACCGUUAUCGUGGAUUAAUAGCGUAUCUGGACAAGGCGACAUACAGUAUUACUCCGGCGAUUCGCAACUGAUCUGUAUACGAGCGGACAUAAUGCAUAUGUUUGUACGGUUACGCUAUUAAAAUUCAUGAAUGGAUGGGAUAUAUUAGCAAUAUGACGGAUUGUUGGUUAUAAUACACCAUGAGCUGCGACAAUUAUUGUUAAAGAAUAGGUACAACAUGGCGCGCGUCAGCCGUGGCAAAGCGUUAGUCCCCUUUCAACUGGGGCUUUGAUUGAGCAGUUUCCGGCAACUUUUCAUCUCUCUUUUUCCCCCGCGCGGGCACCGAAAUGGCACUGCACCGCACAACGCUGGCCGAGCGGCUUCCCUGAUAUGUAUAUAUGCAUAUUGUUCUGUUGAUUUUCGGUCCCUUUUCGAGCGCUGGCCGAUCACUCAUGUUGUCCACUGUUUACGCAUUUGCAUGCUUAGAGCCCAGGCGAGUUUGGGUCGGGUUUUUAAGGAACGGCACAAUACUCCCGUAGACCAGUUUGCCGUUUCACUGUUAUAUGCAGAUUGCUGCUACUCAGCCCAACCGGAAUGCGGCCAAUAUGUAUGAGCUGAGACUUAGGAGGUUAUGUGGACUCUUAAAAUCCACUUUUUCCUGCAUUCAUCAUUUGCCGCUGGCUCGGUUAUAUGAAUGUCAUUGCAUAUGAUGCAGCCGCUUAGUGCCAACAAUACAUGGCCAUGUUCUUAUUUUUGAACUUUGCAUGCUGAUCAGGACUGGCAAAUCAAAUAUGACAUGCAGCAUGGAUGUGUGCCACGGCCGUAUUUAACAUGGCCACACAUGCCUGGGUGUGCUUUUUACGAUCUAUAUAUGGUAUUUAGUCCGGGGAUCAGUGUGCGAUCCCGUAAUAUAGCGUGACCUUUGUUGCAUCACUAGCGCUUCAGCUAUUCAUCGCGGUUACAUAUGGUGCGCCGUAUCACCUGUCAUUGAGCAUCCCGCGAUCGAUACCUUUUCAUUCGAUAUCGUCUUCGUUAACCCUUUGAUCAGAUGCGAAGUUCGAUGUAUAGAAAGCGAUACUGGCAUGAAAUGCGCAACAAAACCCUUAUUGGUGGGAUUAUGAUGCCCAUAUAUGAAUCAGCCAAAUAAAUUUCCACCAGCAUCUCUGAUAAACAGGAACGGAAUAAUUGUUAAAUCGCAGUCACUAUGGUUCUGGUGCAGAAACGAAGCAGGGGAACAAACAGCGUUAGAAAAGUUUCAAGAACAAUGUUUCGAAGCUCACAAUCAUUUUCGCACCCUUCAUGGAUGUCCUCGGUUGAAGUGGUCCGAAGAAUUAGCCCGACAAGCUCAACACUGGGCCGAACAUAUCGCGGAAAAAGGAGUUGUUCAGUACAGCGAACAGUCAGGAGUCGGAGAAAAUAUCUGCAUGCUCAACAUGAGUCGAGAUGCGGAAAUUCGUGGCGAUGUUGUUACGCGAAUCUGGUACAACGAAAUCCGCCAGUACGACUUCACGGAGCCCGGAUGGCGGAAGAAUACGAUCCAUUUCGCUCAAGUUGUCUGGAAAAAGACAUCGGAAAUGGGAUGUGGGAUGGCGCGGAGCACGAAAAAAAGUACAGAUUUUGUGAUUAUUGUGGCCUAUUACCGUUCCCCGGGGAAUGGCAAUCUCCCCGGAGAGUUUGCUCAAAAUGUUCCCGCGCCAAAAUAUCAAGUUCGUUUCAACAGUCAUGAUUCCGUCAACGGAUUUCUCACGUAGAGUGAUCCGCUAGUGUUUGCCUGGCCUGACCGACUGUUUGUCCCAAACCGGCCACCAUACACGGCAGAACAAUGCAUUUCCUAAUACGCACUUUCCCCGUGUGUGCAGUAUAUGUGUGUUGUCAGCGGCACUUAUCCCGUUUUUGUUUUCUAUCCUGGACACGAGAGAUUCGCGGCAUUUGACUUUCGUCUGAGUGGAUGGAAGCCGGCGCAUAAAAACAUCUCAACGCGGGUGCGCAGUGUUUAGGCGCAUGGCAGAGUGCUGGCGAAUUGGCGUUCGAUGUGUUUGUGCGCCACUGUGCGCCGCGCGCGCAAUACUGCCAACUUGCAAGUGCCGGCAGCCAUGCAGAACGGACACUUCUCUUCCAGUUCAUUUUGCGCAAUCUCGUAUCCCCCACUCAUUGAAAUUCCCAAAGGAACAUGCCAUUGAAUCAUUCAGGAAUGAGUGAUGACAUUCAAUAUGUACAAAACUGAGGGUUUGCUCUUUCUCUUUUGACUGUUCCAUUCGCGCAUUUUCCUAUCGGACACAGCGUCUGCGACAACAAGAUCGAUCAAUGAUCGUUUAUUUGGUCAUAAUAUGUCUUCUGUGUUUAAUGUGCCUUUCUUACUAUAUGUUUCUUCGUUAUAAGUGUCUCCUGGAAUUGAAACGUAUUCCCUCGCAUUUCUACGACAGCAAAUGCAGCAAAAUUAACAAGUUUUGUUGCACGUUGGUCUGUUGUGUGAUAGCCGGAUUUUUUACUGUAUUGUAGACUUAACCAUAUAUGUAAUAACUAUGUGGUUUUUGUUCACUUUUUUGCCACUGUGCUGUAUGUGGACGUACGCAUGGAUCUAUUCGGAAAUGAUUUGACAAUUACGGUGUGGGUUCAUGAUGUCUAAAACCUGGACAAAAACUUCUCUUUAGGUCUG
This is a messenger RNA of Paramacrobiotus metropolitanus, 3006 nucleotides long. RefSeq names its product Golgi-associated plant pathogenesis-related protein 1-like. The coding region runs from base 1481 to 2101 and encodes 206 amino acids. The transcript is spliced from 4 exons. The record is from RefSeq and is a predicted model, not a curated record. NCBI's taxonomy places the organism in Eukaryota, Metazoa, Tardigrada, Eutardigrada, Parachela, Macrobiotidae.